Molecule: messenger RNA, 2705 nt
Organism: Tachysurus fulvidraco (yellow catfish)
Lineage: Eukaryota; Metazoa; Chordata; Actinopteri; Siluriformes; Bagridae
Gene: hapstr1a
Product: chromosome 15 C16orf72 homolog
Exons: 4
Coding region: 174-968 (264 amino acids)
Source: RefSeq, a predicted model, not a curated record
GUAGUCACUUCAUAACCCUAAACACGUCAAAGAAGUUGGUCGCUGAGGCCAGUUGGUGAGAAAAGACCCCAUUGUUUAGUGACUCAUAGCGCUUUAUUUCAGAAUCAUUAGACACCAGACAGCUGAGUGUUAACACAGCGAACUUUAUUGUGGACUUGUCGAGUGUUUUCACGAUGGAGGAUCGGAAGGAAGACAACGAGGCAGAGAUCCAAGAGCACGGACCCGAGCAUUGGUUCUCACACUGGGAGAGUCAGUGCCUCGCCGAGGCCGAGCAACAAGAGCCCAGCGAAGAGGAGGUCGACCACAACCGAGAGAAACUAUGGCACAUGUUUCAGAACUCGGCUACGGCGGUGGCGCAGGUUUAUAAAGAUCGAGUUAGCCAUCAACAAGGACUGUCCCUGUGGGUGCCUUUUCAGAACGCAGCGACAGCCGUGACCAAUCUGUACAAAGAAAGCGUGGACGCACAUCAGAGGAGCUACGAGCUCGGGAUCCAGACGGGUCAGCAGAGACGCAACAAGGAAGUGUUGGCCUGGGUAAAGAAGCGACGAAGGACCAUCCGGAGGGAGGAUCUGAUCAGCUUCCUGUGUGGUAAAGCUCCGCCCCCGAGGGUCUCCAGAGCCACACCCAGAAUCCCACCCAGCUGGCCGCCUCCAUCAGAUUCAGUCUCCUCUGUAGAAACAGACCUGCAGCCUUUCCGUGAAGCCAUCGCAUUGCACGGUCUGAGCGGCGCGAUGGCCGGAGUCAGUGUCCGUCCAGGCACUCCGGGCUCUCCCACUCACGUGAGCGGCGGUGGCUCGAACCCGGGCCGCAGGAGAAACGGCCUCCACGACGUCGACUUGAACACGUUUAUAGCGGAGGAGAUGGAGCUGCACCUGGAGAACAACGGCGGUGGCAGGAAGCGCACGAGCGCCCAGUGCAGCGACGUCAUCACAGACUCGCCAACCCACAAACGCAACAGGACGAUCUGAGCUCGAGAACGCACACACACACACACAAACGCACACACACACACAUACACAUGCUGCUCGAUAACAAAGCCACUUAAUCCUCAGUAUGUUCCUGUUCCAGUUUGAAAGGAAGCCAUCGAACGUGUAAAACACGCAGACGCUCUAGUACCUCGACGUUCACGUUAUUUUACUGUUUUUGCCACGUGAUGAUUAAUACGUAGAAAGGGGGAGAAAAAAAAAACACGGAGCAUUCUCAAAGGGAGACGUCACCCAAAAAACGCUCACUUAGUGCCGAACAGCUAGCUUUCGCACGUGACGCACAUUUUACCGAAAGGAUCCUUAAUCCUUAAGAAAGGAGAUACAGACGACCACAGGGAGUGGAGCUACACCCGAUCCGACUCCUCCUCGUACGUGACGUUGUCUACGCCCGGGUAGGAGGAGCUAGAUCAGGUCUGACUCCACCCCCAUGCAGUGCGUAGGGGAGGGGAAAUGGCAGAUUUGUGACGUCAUGUCGGAAAUAUUUCUUAAAAUCAAACGCACGUAAAAAAAAAAGAAAUAAAAAAAAAAAAGAAAAAUGUGCGAAAGCGAAAGCCGCCUUGGACGGACGGCGAGGGGUGUUCCUGGGUGAAAGUAUCAGGGCUCAAGCUGCCAUCAUCACAACACCACAGUAACUGUGCAUUAUAUAGAGAUAUAAAUAAAGCAGUGUUGCCACUUUAUCCACACAGAAACUCUCCCGAGUUUCUAGGAUUUAUUCCUUACAAAAGCCACGUUUAAUAUAUAUUUAAUAUACAUGUAUAUUUCCUUCGUCUCGCUUUUUUCGCCGCACACGAAUCGUGACAUUAUUACGAUUUCUGCCCAACAUGCCGUCUCUCGGGGGGGUAAAAGAGUGCCGUGUUUUGUGUUUAAAUUAAAGAAGAAGAAAAAAAAAAGAUGUUCAACUUUUCUGUUGUUAAAGAUGUGUAUUUAAAGGUACAGUACCGGUUAGUACCUAUUAUUACCCAACCCCCUCCCCCUCCCCCGAGACGGCAUGAAGAGCAAUAUUUCAAUUCAAUCUGCUGCUUCUUCCGAUCUGAUCCAGCUGCAAUAAAACUGAACCGAACUUUGAGCUCCACUUUUUUUUUUUAAGCUUUCGUACAUCUUUAGAUCUUUUUUGUGCAAUAAAUAAAAGGGUCACUGUUUCAAAAUCAUGUGGAACAGGGAACUUUAUUGAUGGUGGACUCGAAAGCGAGGGUCCGGGGCGAAGAAGACGUCGUCCAUCCCGAGGUCUUUAGCUUCACACGACAUGCCGUCUUAUCGGCCGACCGAAACGACGUCGGUUUUUACCGCGAGACGAAAAUAAAACGUCGAUCGACGCGGUUAUGAAAAAAAGUUUUGUUUAAGAAAAAAAAAAACGAAUUCAGUUUGAAUCGUCGCUGUUGGGAAAAAGUCGUUUAAGAAAAAGGUUUCGAUCCUGAACAAACCACACGACCUCUUCCUCUUCUUCUUCUCUUCCUCUUUCCUUAGUACACUUUAGGAAACACUACCUGUCCCAGGUAACACAGGAUCCAUUAUUUACACUUUACUUCCGUUUUCCAUUAAAAAAAAAAAUAAUAAAAAAAAUAAACAUAAAUAAAUAAAUAAUAAAACGCUGCCGUUCCUGUAAACCACUCGGUCGCAGUUUGACUUUUAGUCGUAUGUUCAAAAAAUGUGAAGUUUACAGCAUUCUGACACCGAAAUGUUAGUAAAUUAUUUGCUGGAAUAAAACUAAAAAUCUUGUAA